AUGUCCUUACCACAAAAAAGGUUUUACAGACAAAGAGCACAUUCCAAUCCCAUAGCCGAUCAUUGCUUUGACUAUCCUCAGACACCAGCCCUCAUGGAUUGGAGUAAAUACUACCCAGAAAAAUUUAAGGAAUGUGCUGAAAGUCCUCCAACAGUUGAAUUUGCAGAUAUAGGCUGUGGAUAUGGUGGUCUUUUGAUAACCCUGUCCCCAAUGUUUCCUAACAGCCUGAUGAUAGGAAUGGAAAUAAGGGUUAAGGUAUCUGAUUAUGUUAUGGACCGAAUUGCAGCCCUCAGAACUCAAAAUCCUAGUGAAUAUCAAAAUAUAGCAUGCUUAAGGACAAAUGCAAUGAAGUAUUUACCAAAUUAUUUCAGGAAAGGACAGUUGAAAAAAAUAUUCUUUUUGUAUCCUGAUCCUCAUUUCAAAAAGGCAAAACAUAAAUGGAGGAUAGUGAAUCAGAGUUUACUAGCAGAAUAUGCAUAUGUUCUAUCUGAAGGUGGAAUAGUUUAUACAGUGACAGAUGUUAAAGACCUACAUGAAUGGAUGGUUCAACAUUUUGAAGAACAUCCACUGUUUAGUAGGAUUUCAGAUGAAGAACUGAAAUUGGACCCAAUCAUUGAAAAAUUAUAUAGUAGUACAGAAGAAGGGCAGAAGGUGUCAAGAAAUAAUGGGGACAAGUUCUUAGCAGUGUUCAGGAGAAUCAAGGAUCCACUUGUUAUUGUGUGA
This is a messenger RNA of Phaedon cochleariae (mustard beetle), 723 nucleotides long. NCBI's taxonomy places the organism in Eukaryota, Metazoa, Arthropoda, Insecta, Coleoptera, Chrysomelidae. The record is from the annotation of a GenBank genome assembly.